Molecule: messenger RNA, 1138 nt
Organism: Mycotypha africana
Lineage: Eukaryota; Fungi; Mucoromycota; Mucoromycetes; Mucorales; Mycotyphaceae
Exons: 1
Coding region: 314-1048 (244 amino acids)
Source: RefSeq, a predicted model, not a curated record
CGCAUGAACACGUUUACUAUUAAAUUCGGCUUUUUGGCGGAAAAAUGUUCAAUAUACCAUUAGAUGGUAUCAUCCGACCAAGGCAAUAUUUAAUGACUAGCACCAUGGUACUCUAAUAAGUGUUGAUGCCAUUCAGCAUUAAAUAAAUAGGAGAGGUUAAGUAGCAUUUGCAGCUGUAGUACGACCUCACAUGAUCCAAUGAAAAUUAUAAUGCCAAAGUCGUUCGUAUUAAAUUUCACUAUUGAAAGCCCAGAUUGUAUUCGCACUUUAGCAUUAGAAACUUCAAUAUCUUUAUUGCUGAAUACGUAUAAAUAUGACUUUAGACCAGUCUUAUGACGACAACAGCACUCGCGGUUUAACAGCUUUGAAGAAUCUGGAUAUACCCACAAAUAAGAGCAGUACUUCAGGGCAGCAAGUUACUAGACAACUAUCAACCUCACGACGGACAAACCCGCAUACACGAACACAGUCCAUCUCGACACCAUUUCAUCAACAUCUACUUCAUUCGCCUUCGUUUUCGCCAACGUUGAAUAAUAAUAAAAAGUUAAAGCAUGGACGGAGAGGCUCUUUACCAUUGGCUAUUCACGUUACUGACAUCAACUCAACUGCAUUCAGUCGUCAAAACCUAGCAUCACCUUCUUCACCGUAUUGUUUGCUGAAAUCACCUAUACCACCCUUACCCGAAAAGGGAAAUAUUGCUAUUGAAAUUAUGGAUCCCAAAGUGGACGUUAUGACAUCGCAUUAUACUAAUCAUUCUUAUGGAGGUCCAACAUGUACAAGAACGAUGAUGCAAAACCUCUCGUAUAUAUUGAUGUGGUAUUUCUUUUCAACUUCACUAUCAUUAUACAAUAAGAAUUUGAUGGGCCGCGAUCGAUUCAAUUUCAAUUUCCCUCUGUUAGUGAGUGCUAUUCACGCUGGUUUACAUACUAUAAUUACAAGUAUUAUGAUGUGUUUAGGUGGAAAACGAUGGAAGACAGGACGUACUAUAGCACUUAAAGAUUACAUAAUGAAAGUGGUGAGUAGAAAUAUUGAACCUAAAAUGAUGUAAGUUUCGUGCUUCUUCCAAAGCCCAAUAUUGACAAUCGCCCACGAAUGUGAUAAGGUUCCUUGCGGUGUGACAGCCGCGUUAGAGAUAUCA